Messenger RNA from Cebus imitator (Panamanian white-faced capuchin), 3312 nucleotides. RefSeq names its product coiled-coil domain containing 91 (gene CCDC91). The coding region runs from base 321 to 1649 and encodes 442 amino acids. The record is from RefSeq and is a predicted model, not a curated record. Gene Ontology annotation, biological process: Golgi to lysosome transport. NCBI's taxonomy places the organism in Eukaryota, Metazoa, Chordata, Mammalia, Primates, Cebidae. The transcript has 15 exons. Gene Ontology annotation, cellular component: trans-Golgi network.
GCUGGGUUGGGCGGGCCUUGGCGGAAAUCAACUUCCGGGGGCAGAGGUGUUAGAAGCCGAGUGGUGUGUGGGCUACCCCAACUCUAGUGACUGGGGCCGCCGUCUCACCUCAAGGGCCUAGGGCCGUGGCUCGGGUGUGCGCGUAGGGGUCUGUGUGCUGGGGGUGGCUCACCAGGCAUCGUGGGCUAGCGGCGCAGCGGCGGCAGCAGAGAGCGAGAAAGAGGAGCAGGACCUCUACUUACGUAAGCUGGAACAAGUCACAUCAGAGCAGAUAUCCUUGCAUUGCUCUUCAACUUUGUAGAGAAGGUGCCACUUAAAGAAUGGAUGAUGAUGAUUUUGGUGGUUUUGAGGCUGCGGAGACUUUUGAUGGUGGAAAUGGUGAAACCCAAACAACAUCUCCUGCUAUUCCUUGGGCUGCCUUUCCUACAGUAUCCGGAGUCCAUCUUUCACCAUGUUCUCCUGAGAUUGUACUGGACCAUGACCACUCUUCUACCAUUGGCUGCCUCUCUUCUGAUGCAAUUAUUUUAUCAUCAGAGAAUACACAUGCAGAGAACAGCACUGUGAGUCAAACUAUUUCUAAAGCACAGAUUCAACAAUCACCACACACUCAUCUGGAUAUCUCACUUUUUCCAUUGGGUUUAACCGAUGAAAAAAGUAAUGGAACAAUUGCCCUUGUGGAUGAUUGUGAGGAUCCGGGAGCCAAUGUAUCUAACAUACAACUUCGGCAAAAAAUUUCAAGUCUGGAGAUUAAACUCAAAGUAUCUGAAGAAGAAAAACAGAGAAUUAAAAAGGAUGUGGAAUCAUUGAUGGAAAAGCAUAAUGUUUUAGAAAAAGGCUUUCUAAAAGAAAAAGAGCAAGAAGCCAUUUCUUUUCAAGAUAGUUACAAAGAACUUCAGGAAAAACAUAAACAAGAAUUGGAAGACAUGAGGAAAGCUGGUCACGAAGCCCUCAGCAUUAUUGUGGACGAAUAUAAGGCACUACUGCAGUCUUCAGUUAAGCAACAAGUAGAAGCUAUUGAAAAACAGUACGUUUCUGCAAUUGAGAAACAAGCACACAAGUGUGAGGAGUUGCUAAAUGCUCAGCAUCAGAGGCUCCUUGAAAUGCUAGAUACAGAGAAGGAACUGUUAAAAGAAAAAAUAAUGGAAGCUUUGAUUCAGCAAUCUCAAGAACAGAAGGAAAUAUUGGAAAAAUGUUUGGAGGAAGAAAGGCAAAGAAAUAAAGAGGCAUUAGUAUCUGCUGCAAAGCUUGAAAAAGAAGCAAUGCAGGAUGCAGUUUUAAAAGCCAUAGAAGAAGAAAGAAAACAUUUGGAAAAAGCCCAUGCUGAAGAAAGGGAAUUAUGGAAGAUAGAACAUGCAAAAGAUCAAGAAAAAGUAUCUCAAGAAAUUCAAAAAGCUAUACAAGAACAAAGAAAAAUAAGUCAGGAAACUGUAAAGGCAGCAAUAAUAGAAGAGCAGAAGCGAAGUGAAAAGGCUGUGGAAGAGGCAGUGAAAACAACAAGAGAUGAAUUGAUAGAGUAUAUAAAAGAACAGAAAAGGCUUGAUCAAGUCAUCCGUCAAAGAAGCCUGUCCAGUUUGGAACUGUUCCUCUCCUGUGCGCAAAAACAGUGUGGAUACCUACAAACAAGUGGCUCAACCAUACUGCCCCUCUAACCUUGACUGACAGAUCUGUAGGUGAAGACCUGACCCCAGGUGAGCCUCCUAUGAAAAGUCUUAUGGUGACAUCACUUCAACUAUUUUUCCAUAGGGAGACAGACAUGAACCCCUAUAUCUAAGGUUAGAGGUUCCCCCAACCCAUUUUUCCAAGAGUCUUGGAUUCUGUGAGAUACCCAAAUACCCUUCCAGUAUGUUAGCACUACUAACUUUUUUCCCUUAAGCUAGCCAGAGCCAGUUUCUAUUACGUGCAACCAAAAAAAUAUUAACCAAGGCAGUCCAGCACAGAGCCCAGCAAGUAAUCCCUGAAUACUUGGCACUUUUUAGUUCCUCAUUUCCUCUACCAUACCAAUCCACAUCCAAAAUGGGAACACUCUUUGAUUUAUUUUAAGGAAUGUUAAAAAUAUAACUGAACCAAAGCCUCUAUUGUCUAACAAAGCCAAGUAAAUCAGAUACCCCAAACUAUGAACAAACAGUGCCCUAUUUAAAAGCUUUCUGUCACUCAGAAUCUAGAGUAGAGGUUUAAACUCAGCUUUGCUGAAUGCUGACUCACGUUCCAUUUCAAAGGAAGCUUACUCAGUGAUUGCUUUGAAAUCAAAACCAGAACAAUGUCCCUAUGAUUGGUGUUAUUCUGCACUGAGUCAGUUAUCUAUUAUUGUAACUUCUUUUUUUAUCUGACAAACUGAACGGAAUCAGGACAUGUUCUCUAUAUUUAAAAGAAUAAUACAUCUGAAUAAGAAAAAAAUAUAUAUAUAAACCUGGAAAAUAUUUAUAAAACUCCAGGAGAAAAGGAGACUUGGAUCAAAGCACUUCGCCUCUGGGCUUCUGUUUACAUACUAGUAAACAACUCUGCUGUGUCUCCAAAGACUGCUAACAAGAAGCAGAAAGCCAGUGUGUUCUGAAUCCACAGGCUCCUUCCUUGUAGGCAUCGCCAUUGGCAUCAGAGUAAGUGGAUGAAGUGGAUGUUAUCACUAUAUAUGAGAGCUCACAGUUGUGACUGCUGACUGCUGGGCUUUUUUUUUUUAAGCUAGGCAAAACUAAAACUAUUCCCUGAAUUUAACUGAUAAAUAAACACAUUUUUAACACACCCAAUCCUCCAUAAUGCACGGGCUACUUGUUCACCAAUCAUUGCUAUACCUAACUAGAAGGGAAAGAGUGGGUAAAAUUUUCUUUGAUCUGGUUUUGUUUUCUAAUCCCCACCUUCCCAAACAUUCAUUCUCAACAAGUUGCUCUCCCUUAAAUUGUUCCCCUUCCCGGAAUCGCUAUAUAUUGAACUUUUACUAUGGAGUACUUAUAUAAUUAAUGUUUUAAUUGUUACUUAUAAUUAACAAUUUGUGGUUUUAUUUGUUUAUAUCUGCCUCCUAAGAAGAGAGACUGCAUCUGUUUUGUUGUAUCAGUUCAUUUAAUAUUGCCUAGCCUGUAGUGAGGACUUAGUGUAUAAUUGAGUUAAUAAAUAAUUGAAUCAAUCAAAAAAGCAAUCAUUUCACCUACAAUGUAGUUAACCAACUAAUCCCCAGCUAAUAGAUUUUGGCUACUGCUUUAAAGGAUUUAGCUAAAGUUGCUGUGUUUCUGAAUGAGAUCCUGUAAGAAAAUUAACCCUCAUAAAACAGUAAAACCCACCUUCUAUAUAAAUCAAUAAAAUUUCUGAAAACUCUAAAAUGAA